ACAGCUGGACGAGCUCGUGGCGGUGAUGGAGUAACAAUGCAGCACUGCACGAGACAGACUUGACUGGGAGAGCGAGCGUUCCCAGGCCGAUUCAGAGCUAAUAACGGCCGCACUGGAUUUCAAUUAGUUUUACUUAGAGAUAAAAAAAAAAAAAAAUAAAGUAUACCUCGCUGUCUCCCGACACAACAACACAGUUUUCCCCCGCCGGAGCCGCGUGGAGGUGAUCGUUUCGGGCCACCGCCGGGAGGUGUGUGUCGGAGGCGUCCGUGGAUUAACAUCAAGUUACCGAAAAAACUUGUCAUCAGUCACCUCGGCCACGGAGAGGCUAAAAGCACAUAUCUGUGUUGUACCUGCCAUCCGUUCUGCCAGGAUACCAGGCAAACUCAGUGGAAAUUCAGAUGUCAGUCACCUGCAGUUAAAUGCUAGUACUUGAGCAGAGAGUGCUUGGCUGGCCAAAGAGAAAAAAGAAGAAAGGGGCUGUUCCUGGUGCCAGGGGAGAGGUUGACCACAGGGGUGGUUGGAGAUGUCUCUGUGGAUGAUACUGCCUGUCAGCCUCCCAGCUCUGACCAUCACUGGGAUAUGGGUUGUGUAUGCCAUGGCCCUGUACAACCAGCAUGUCUGCCCUGUGGAUAACUGGUUAUACAACCAGUCAUGUGAAGAGGAGCUUUAUUUGCAGAGUGGGCCAACAUUGUGCUGCACCCUGGACAAUGUACCUCUCAUCAGUAAAUGUGGGACCCUUCCCCCUGAGAGCUGCUUCUUCAGCCUUAUCUGCAGCAUGGGUUCGUUUAUGGUGAUGGUGAUUGUGCUGCUGCGCUAUGCCCACGUCAUUGAGAAGCACCAGAACUGUGUUCUGAAUACAGCGAGUCUCUCCACGGGCUGGAUCUGUGCAGCUGGACUCAUCAUGGUGGGAAAUUUCCAGGUGGAUAAUGCCAAAGUCCUCCACUAUGUCGGAGCAGGUGUUGCCUUCCCCACCAGCAUGCUGUUUGUGUGCUUGCAGUCGGCACUUACUUACCGCCUGGCUAAGACACAGGGGGAAUACAGCGUGGCCCACCUCCGGCUGGCCAUGACCCUGCUGGCCUUCGUAGCCUUGGUGCUCAGUGGUGUAUUCUUCGUUCAGGAGAGCUUCACCCUGCAGCACGCGUCAGCCAUCUUUGAGUGGGUGUUCUGUGUCAUUGUCAUGCUGUUCUAUGGGACAUUCGCCUUUGAGUUUUCCAGCAUGUCUGGAGAUACCAUGAUGGUACUGGCUCGAGGAGGUGCUCUGGGCCCUGCUGGGAGAGAACAUAAGAUGGAGGCACUGGGAGGGCCUAACCUGCACCCACACCCACACCCCCCUGAAAACAUGUCCAUGCUGUAGCCCUAAGGCAGAACAUGAGGCCACAGAGCUGGCUUGUGUACUCUUAUCAAACUUGGGUUGUGGAAUGAGUUUAAUUAUUCAUUUCCAACUGCACCAGUAUGAGGGACUUAAGUCAACUAUGCCAGUACAGUAGCCUUACUAGGCAGAGGGGAUUCUACUAUUUCAACUUGGCCCAGGGGUAUGGAGCUGUGAGCACAGGCUUGUAUUGUACCUAUAUCAAAGCCUUGUAUUCUCACAGACCCUGCUUGCAUUUUGCACAUUGCCACAUGAGGAACCAACUCUUCUUCCCAUUCAGCCCCCUCUCUGUGACCAGCAAUGGGGGAUUUUGUCAAUCAGAUUUUAAAAAAGUACUGUACCUUGGGCUGAGGUUCUCUAACCUGCCUAGAGACCACAAGAAGCGGCCUUGAACCAUUUCUACUUCAGGUGAUUGCCGUGAUGUCUUCAUACUAUGAUCGAGCUCGUGGUAAAGGAGUACAGGCUGCUGGACAGCCUAGCUGAACAAUGGUAGAAUGAUUAAGGCUGUAUUAAGGUAGUGCGAUGAAAAAUGGAGCAAGAGAAAGGAGAUGGUGUAUGAGUGUUAAAAUGGAAGCAAGGACAGACCUUGGGCUUGAUUACUCCUUUUAAGAGAAUGGAUGAAUGCAAUUCAAUGAAAGAGUCAGCCAGUCUCUCUAUUGGUGAGUAUAUGAAGGUUUUACUUACUUACUAGAGAUAAAACGGGACAAAUGUCUGCAUUCUGCAAUCAUUUCUGACUUGUGCCACUAACCUUACAUUUGAACAUCAGCUCAAGGUUCCCUCAAAAUACUCAAACUGAAGAAUCACUACUUUGGAACCAUCCAUUGCUGGCUGUACAGGAACCAAAUACAUUUCUGUCCAUGUCUGGAUGCUUUGAGUAACAUGCCCUUACAUUUUUCUGUCUGGAGUUACGAGCAGAGUAGUCAUUGUGCCUUAUGAGUCCAAACUGAAUAUGCUGACUGUCUGGAAACAAUGUCAGCUUUUCUUCCUGAAUGUCAGAACCGAUACACUAACAAAAAUCAAACCUCUAGUGUGAUUUUCUCUGCCAAAGAAAAAAGAGGAGAGAUGACAAAUGUAGUAGAGUCUAGAGUCCAAAUGCAUGCUAGCUAAUACAAGCCAGAGCACCGGGCUUAUCGAGUUUGAUGACAGGAAAUCACAAGUGUUUUCAAGAUCUUUGGAUGAAGGCUCACAUCUUGUUCUGUCCCAACAAGAAAGAUCGGAAGGAUAUGCUCUGUGUUUGCCUACUUUCACUGCUCAGUUUCCCUUGCUCUUAGGCAGGGUUAUGCAAACCGCUGUUUAAAAUGUCCAUCAGGACCAAGAAAAAAGGAAGGAUGUGUUAUGUAGACUCAGUAAGGCGUCAUCAUUUGGGAUCCACUGCCCUGCCUCUAUGUUACAGUAUGUGCCAAAUUUCUGCUCACCUGAGACACCGGUGCUAAAACACAAAUGGCGUGGCCCUCUCCGCUUUUCUUAAGAUGGGUUUUGAUUAUAUAGUUUGAUAAAUGAAAGCAAUAGGAUGCAGACAUCCAAUCUCAACGUCCGUCAUCACUGAUAAUGGGAGAGAAGGUGGCACGAAGGUCUAUACAGCUUCAACUAGAGCCAUGUCUGCACUACAGUGCCAAAUAUCAGUGAACAAGUAUUAGACCUAUAGUGGUAUUUCUGUUAAAAAUCAAUAGUAAAUAGUUAAAUCCCUCUCAUACCUACACUGACUUGACAUUUUGAGAUUGAAGAAUUGACUUUGUAAACACAGUUUACAGUUUCUUGGUGAGGCAUCAUUCAUUUUUUUUUCUCAAUUGUCAUCAUAUUUAGCAUGUUCUUAACAUCUCAGAGCGAUCUUAGAUUAAUCAGACAAUAUUCAGAGCAUGUUCUGAGCUCUCUGGACAACAGUAGUAAUCUUGUUAGUUGGCCAGUUACCGUUCCACACCGUAACACUUCUUCAUACUACAGCUAGUCAAAGGCUAGACAGAGGGUUUCCCCCCUAUAUUUGUUGUGGCAGGGUGGCCUGAUGACUGUUCUUCAGCUCUCCAAUUUGAUGAUCUGGGAAUAAGGCCUAUAGUAGAAAGCGUCUACAUUUCACCAGCUUUUUCAUCUUUGUUUUGUCAUUUCUACCAUUUUGCAAAUCCCCUCCUAUUUUUUUUCCUGUUCCCCACAGUGGAGCUGAACUAUUCUCAUUUACUGUUAGCCCAACAAGACUUAACUGGAAAUGCUGAUGCAUGUUACACUGUGGGAUGUGCCCGGAGGGUCAAAUGACACUAACCAAGGCAUUGAUCACUACCUCCCUCUACUGGUCGAAUUGCUUAUUGCAUACUGAGUAUGUAUUGUAGUCAUUGAGUUGUAAUGUUACCACUGUAGUAGUAAAGCUGAAAGCAGGUCUAGUUAUACACAAUUGUAUAUGCAGUCUUGCAUAACCUAUAGGCAGGCCAGUUCCAUUCGUUAUUUCAAAUUUUGAUGAGUGUCACUUCAAAAAGCUAAUGACAAAGCUUGAAUAAAGAAAAACACUUGUACGAGUGUUAGAGUUGGCUGAACUCUGGCAAGUCUAACCCACUCUGUGUUCCUGGUUAAAAUCUUUAGAGUGUUCCACCUUGCACCACCUUAAAGUAAAAUAUGGCCUUGUGGCUACACUGUACCCUCAUAUUAUGCAUUGAUAUGAAAAUACGAUUAGAGUAGUUUGAUGCAUUUUACAUUUUAAGUGUUAACCAAAUUGUGGUGCUAUUCAUAUUGUUCCAGCAAGACUCAUUUUACUGUAUUUCAGUAUUUUCACUUAUUACUUUUACUUCAUGCAUUAUGCAUGUUAAGGAUCUAUGCAUAAUGUCUUAUUUUCCUUUUCCGCCAUGCUACACAAAUAAUUUGGAAAAAGAUUGUGUUGCCCCUGAGACACUUAAUUGCCAGCUUGCUCUCCAUGUCUUGAAUUCAUGUCUGCCUCUCUGCCAUUUCAUUUAUACCAAGACCCUCUUUCUAUCUUUUUCUUCUUGUUUACUGAUCUAUGUUCGAUAUUUGCACUCAGGAGAAUAUGUUACAACACCAGCUGCAAUCUUUGAUUCAAAGCAGAAUGAAGUCUGUUUGCUUCUGCCUUCUGUUUUCAUUGUUUUGUAUGGAAUUUGUUUUAUGUUCGGAAUACACUAUGUAUAUUUGAUGUGUAAUAACGUGUUGAUUUUUGGGACCUUGCUUUUACACAUCUGUUGAUUUUGCAUUUUGACAUGGCUGAUUCUAUAGAGCCUGACAGUAAACAUUCCUGUAUAGCUAGCUUGUGAGAUUAUGCUGCUCACAGAUGUGGUUGGAUAUCUGCAAGCAAAACUAGCCUACUCAUGCUGUUGGUAGAUAAUUGAUGAGAGCAUCCUGACAAAGUAACUGGGAUCUCUAAACCUCACAAAUAUCUAUUAUCUUAAACUGUCAUACUCAAGUGAAAUGCAAAAAUACCCCUGUGCCUUAUUUUGUAUAACAAAAACCAAAGAGGUUUAGGUUGUAAAUUCUAUUUUAAUGAAAGAUAAUUGUAUAUAUGCCUUAAUGUUCAACAAAUAAAACUAUGU
Molecule: messenger RNA, 4890 nt
Organism: Myripristis murdjan (pinecone soldierfish)
Lineage: Eukaryota; Metazoa; Chordata; Actinopteri; Holocentriformes; Holocentridae
Product: transmembrane protein 150A
Exons: 8
Coding region: 524-1354 (276 amino acids)
Source: RefSeq, a predicted model, not a curated record